Messenger RNA from Mycena indigotica, 1242 nucleotides. RefSeq lists its product as uncharacterized. Lineage: Eukaryota; Fungi; Basidiomycota; Agaricomycetes; Agaricales; Mycenaceae. The coding region runs from base 1 to 1242 and encodes 413 amino acids. The record is from RefSeq and is a predicted model, not a curated record. The transcript is spliced from 10 exons.
AUGAACGACGACCUCUUCGCCGAUACCGAUGUCCACGAGUUUUAUGUCCGUAAAAUCACCGACACCUUCCUCGCUACCAUAACCAACAAAGCCCAUGUCCUCGCUCGUCGACGCAUCACUCCAAUACUUUGGUACCAAUGGUGCCGUUCUCUCGGUCUCUUCGAUCAUCGCGCCAACGAAGAAAAUAUUGUCAGACGUGGUCGACAAGCCCUUGCUCAAAUCGCCAGAGACACCCUUGCUAAAGUACAUAUCAACACAUUCACAGACGAUGAAGUCACCAUCUUAGUAGACGCCUUCAUCUCCGCUGAAGUCACCGCCAAAUUAUUUGCGACCAUCGGAAGGGGAUCGAGUGUACCCCAGUUCAUCUCUCAAAGUGGACUAUGGCCGCCUCGAUCUGCUGCCCCGACAACACUGUCCGCGUAUCUCCCUGCUUUUGCGAGUCUUGCGUUCGAUCCCUUGACCGAGGCAUGGAAGAGGGAGCAGGCGUUGAACGAAUUGUCUCGAAUUCUUCUGGCUCUACUUCCGACUGCCAUUCCCCUCCUUGUCCCUGACAAAGAACUUGUGCAGCGUGAAGUCAACUUCACGUUCGGCCAGUUGGAAGAGGAACACCGGAAGGAGGCGCAGCAAGAAGCCGAAGAAGAGGCCUUCCAGGCAGAUUUGCACUUGUGCAUUCGGACCAUCAAAUGGGAAGGCCGUAGCAACGUCCAUUGGUUCAAUUUCGACGACGGUGGAGGUAUUACUAUGGUGGAGCCAGUUACGACUGUUCCUGUGGUUGAGGAGAGUGAGUUUUGCUCGGACGACUCUAGUGGCUCGCAAACAGAGGAACAUGGGGUCAACAAUGAUGAUGUGCGUGUCGGAGUAACUGCAGCAGCUUUCGAUACCUUUCCUCCGAUUCCUCCUUCGAUUCCUCCUCCGGUAAUAGGCACCAUUGAUUUAUCCAAUCUCAACGACGGUGAAAGCGAUGGUCGUGACAUGAAUAUGGUGCAACGUCCUCAGGACGGCCAGCUGGCAAUCGCUAUGCCUGAGGAUGACGAUCUUAGCUUGGACUCUGAUGACUCGGUGUUUACAAACGAGGAAAUGCCGCUCAUUCAAUCCCACCCCUCUAUCGCGACGGUUUUGAACCCACCCACAACAUCCACAAGCAAGGGCAAUGCCUUCGUCACACCCUCGAGCAACAAGGAAAACAAAGCUCCAGUUCGUUCAUGGCAGCCAUUGCAUGGCAGUGGAGGUACUUCCUUCUGA